Anopheles maculipalpis is the source of this 6144-nucleotide messenger RNA. RefSeq names its product mucin-17-like. Gene Ontology annotation, cellular component: plasma membrane. The record is from RefSeq and is a predicted model, not a curated record. Gene Ontology annotation, molecular function: serine-type endopeptidase activity; protein binding. Gene Ontology annotation, biological process: proteolysis. The transcript is spliced from 9 exons. NCBI's taxonomy places the organism in Eukaryota, Metazoa, Arthropoda, Insecta, Diptera, Culicidae. The coding region runs from base 1 to 6144 and encodes 2047 amino acids.
AUGGACGAGUCCGGUCACCAACAACCGGUCGGCAGUGCCGGUGGUGACGGUGGUGAUAGUGGUGCCUACGCCUACAAGAACGAAAUAUCACUCUCGAUCGGGGAUGAAGAUCAGAGCUCCCGUACGAACAGUACUGCCGUACCAACGCCCUCGCCGCGCCACAUCGAGGUUCCGGUCGGGGCCAGCCCCGAAGGAGAAACGAACGAGUACGCUGCACUAAACCGUAGCAGCGGUUCCGGUGGUUCGCCCGGUGGUAAAUCGAACGGGCUAGAUAAUCCGGGCUUUGAGCUGGAGCAGGAUAAACGGCCGUUAAGUUCGUUCGGGCAUACGGCAGGGAAGGAGGAAAAGUCUCUCGGCGUCGUUUCGAUCAAUGGCAAAACGGUGGGCGAAAAGCCACUGGCCGAAGCGGUGAAUCUCGAGCUGCUUAACAUGUCCUCGAAGCCUUCCAACGGACAUCAUCAGAAUGGGACGAACGGGACCGGUGCGCUGCCAGUCAAGAAAGAUACUGAGGUGGAUCUGGGCGAUCCGUACGACGAGUACUUUGUGCCGGUGAACGAACAUCGAAAGUUCAUGAGUGUCUCCUUCCAAAAGUCACGUCACGGCCCAGUUGGUCAUCCCGUGUACGGACGUCAUGGCCGCGGUGUCGACUACACCGGGCAUUCGGUUAAUGAGCCCGCCCCCGGAACGAUGGACUAUAAACAGUGGACCAAAAUCACGAGGGGUGAAAAACUAUACGUUACCAAGGACAAGCGAGAAAAGAAGCGCAAGAACUGGCCGUUCUGGUUGCUUGGACUGGCGGUACUACUGGCAGUGAUCAUUGUGGCAAUCCUUGCUGGAUCCGGCGUUAUCUUCAACGACAGUCCUACCCCAGUAGAGUCGCGCCAGUUCGGCGAUAAGGUGGCAUCAGCCGGUGUAUUCGGAGGAGGAAAAUCCAGGCCGGGGCAGAAUGCAAGCAGCAGUAGCACUACUGCGACAAGCACUAGCAGCGAGUAUCCAACGACACCGCCCCCACCAAGUUCUACCCUGCCGCCGGUACCACCAUCCACCGAGGAAAUUACCGUGUAUGUACCGAACACGCUUGAAGGACAGAUCACGCUGGCAAACGUCGAGUUUUUGGAAGACUAUCGCAAUCCGAACAGUUCCGCGUACAAAACGUUAGCGAUGGAACUGGAGGAAGAGCUGAAAGACACACUCAGCUCACCGGACGCCCGUGGACCUAUUUAUGUUAAGAUUCUAAACAUGAAGCCUGGUUCCGUGGUGGUGGACUAUCGUGUCAGCUGGGAGCCGAACACGAUGGAAAUGUCCGAAGACGCAAUGAAGCUACGAUUGAACAGCUUUUUGCAGCAGAACGGAAACUAUCUGUCCACCUACAUCGUUCCGACGAACACGAUCCGCGUUGCACGGUUGCCUGACGUUUGUGCCAUACGAAGCACUGGAAAGAACUGCGAGUAUGGCUGUACGUUUGAUGCGAAGGUUGGCGAUUUCAUGUGCACCUGUCCGAAGGGAAUGCUGUUAAAUGAUGAAGAUGGACGCACGUGUUACGCUCCAGUUCCUGCUAUUAAUGGCGGUGAUGCGGAGACACACGAGGAACCAAAGAGUGAGCCGGAACCUGCAAGUGAGCCGGAGCCUGCAACUGAACCAGAGCCUGCAAGUGAGCCUGAACCGGCAAGUGAGCCAGAACCUGCAAGUGAACCAGAGCCUGAAAGUGAACCAGAGCCUGCAAGUGAACCAGAACCUGCAAGUGAACCUGAGCCUGCAAGUGAACCUGAGCCAGCAAGUGAGCCUGAACCGGCAAGUGAGCCUGAGCCGGCAAGUGAGCCUGAACCGGCAAGUGAGCCUGAACCUGCAAGUGAGCCUGAACCAGCAAGUGAACCAGAACCAACUAGUGAGCCCGAGCCUGCGAGUGAGCCUGAACCUAGUAGUGAACCAGAGCCUGCAAGUGAACCGGAGCCUGCCAAUGAGCCUGAACCUGCUAGUGAACCAGAGCCGGCAAGUGAACCUGGGCCAGCGAGUGAACCAGAACCUGCUAGUGAACCGGAAGCAGCUAGCAAACCGGAACCCGAGCCAGAACCCAAGAGUGAGCCUGAACCAACGAGUGAACCUGAACCUUCAUCGGAACCGGAAUCAAGCAGCUCCAACACUUACACAAAAGCUUCAUCGAAUGAUCAUUCUGCCAAACUGAUUAUUUCCACUGAGGCGUCCACAACAGAAACAGAGCCAAGAAGUGAACCUGAGCCUACAUCCGAACCAGAACCUUCGAGCGAACCCGAACCAUCGAGCGAACUGGAACCAACGAGCGAACCGGCAAGUGAACCGGAACCAGCAAGUGAACCCGAACCGACAAGUGAACCCGAACCAGCGGUAGAACCGGAACCAGCUAGCGAACCCGAGCCUUCAAGUGAACCGGAACCUACAAGCGAGCCUGAACCUUCCAGUGAGCCAGAACCUGCUUCGGAUACCGAUAACGAAGAGAAAUCGACCGAAUCCGAUAAACUACUAAGACAAGUGAUACAGUCCACCACGGAACAUGACACUGGUCUUACGACCACAACGACGAUUGGUCACCAAUCUUCGUCUUCCACGACGACGGACGAUUCUCAACUGCCCGAUUUUAUGUUCGUGGAUAAGGACUCGAUGCUGAAGCACUCGAGCACGAUCGGAAGCUCUACACCGAACGAACUGGUUGUAUCGGUAACAGAACAGUCCGGCAAAGAUGAUACACCAGCGCCCGUCACGGAAACUAUUGUAGACGACACUCCGAUGCCGUCCACGUCAAGCUUCUUUGUAACGCCAAAGCCGACGACUGCAUCCACUCCGAAAGCGUCUUCCACGCCGGUAAACGGCUUCGAAGGACGUUCGCUGUUGUCGAACGAUACGGCUGAAAACACGGUAUAUGCCACAUCCAGUCCAAUUUCGCUUGAACAGUGGCGUUCGUCGACUAGCUUUGCCACCUCGACGGAAGCUUUCGGCCGAGACUCGGAACGACAGGAUGAAACGAAUCCAUUCUUACCUUCGAUUGAAACUUCGAGCACUCGUAACCCUGCCACGGCAUCGUACGCCGUUACGGAAACCGUGGUUGAGGCUGAAACGACCGCUCCAAUUCUGGCGGUACACAAUGAGUCACCGUUCCUACCGGAGACGGAGAACAACGCAAGCUUGGUGAAGAUAUUGCACGAGGGAUUGGAUCGCCAUGAGGGUUAUGAAAUCGAAACGCAACCACAGUUUUUGGAUGUGGUUCCACUGUCGAAGGAAAGCGAUCGAAACGACUACAAGAAGCAGCUGAACACGCACGUUACGGAGACGAUCUAUAUCACGACGACCAUACGCAGCCCGGUACCGGUUACACCGGAAUCUUUGGAAGAACUGCUGUCCGUGGCAAGCUCUAGGAAUAUUGUGGAGCAGACCACAACCAGUGGGGAAGAGAUGGCCACUAGUACAGAGCGUGAAAUGGAAGAACCGACCACCGUAAUGGAGCAGGCGAAGGAACCUUUGAUGGUAAAGAUGUCGACAGCUGAAGUACAACCAGAUGUGGCAUCUACCUCGCCUGUAGAGCAGAUGGUUGGAACUGCAACUGAAGCUAUGUUAAAUGAGAGCACUGAGCGAAUCCAAACGACCACAGAUAGUGAAGAGGAACCACCAUCAACUACUAAUCUUGAUGUCGAGAGUACCACUCUGAUGGAGAAGGACGAUUCUAGUCCAAGAUCUCAAAAUCAAACCGAAGAAAACACUUCCGAAAGUAGUACGUCAACGACAACGUCUACCACAACGUCGGAAGCGACAAGCACUACAACCACCACCACGACCACUUCUUCAACUACAACCAUUCCACCAGUGGUGACCGAAGCCCUGGAACGCAUUACCGCUAUCGAGAAAGACCUGAUCAGUCUGAAGGAUAAUGAUCUUGCGGACGAUAAUAACAUACUCGAUAACGAUCUACGAGUUAUACCGCUCAAUUGGAGAAAGGAUGCUUCAACAACGGCCAGUCCAGAACCCGGCCUCAAUUCUGUCUCUUCUGACGAGCCUAGCAAUCCAGCAACCCUCAUCCCAACCACCACGACCGGUCAUUUUUUAGACGAAACGACGUUUCAUUUGAUUAGAUCAGAACGAUCAAAUGGAACGUCGUUAAUCGGUACUCGCUUUUCUGAGGAAGACCAGAGCAACACCGUCCCAGCAUCACCGAUCACACCGAUCGCCGAGGACAAACAGAUGGAAACGAUACUGGAGCGUGCGGCGACAGCAUCCACCUCCAUGUUCACCAAGUGCGCCGUAGGACAGUUCGAGUGUAUCAACGGUACCUCGAUCAAGGACGGUAGCUCCUGCAUCCAGAAGUCGGAACGGUGCGAUUCGGUGUCCCACUGUUCCGACCAUUCGGACGAGCAGGACUGCGAGCGACUGGGCUGUCCGGGACACUUCCAGUGUCUGGAUGGUGUGUGUCUUGCCCGUCAGCACGUUUGCGAUGGGAUAGCACACUGUCACGACGGUUCCGACGAGCAGAACUGUGGUGAGUGGUUGUGCAACUUUGACGAGCUGUCGUGUAAUCCUACCACCGGUAAUGGACCGUGCCUGCCGGCGCUGUGGAAGUGUGACGGACUGGAGCAGUGUGCGAACGGGUUCGAUGAAAGCAACUGUCCGGACACUUGCACCAACGACGAGUACUUCUGUGCGGGUCAGCGUAAGUGCAUCCCGGAAGCGUGGCGCUGUGACGGAUCGGUCGAUUGUAGCGAUGGUGAAGAUGAACGGUUGUGCGAUUGUCCGCUGGAUAACUUCAAGUGUAACACCGGCGGUUGUGUGCCGGGUGCGUACGUUUGCGACGGACAUCCGCAGUGUCCGGAUCAGUCGGACGAAUGGAACUGCUACCAGCUGGACCGGAGCGAUGGAACGCUGCGCGUGAAGCGUAACUCUUCGGAUGCACUCACCGUUUGUGGCGAUGGCUGGAACGGUGCACUCGCGGAUCUGGUGUGUGCUGAGCUGGGUUUCGCUGGAGCGAGCAAAAUUCUGUUCGCAAAGGUGGCCACGGGCAAUGGUUCCCUAGUGGACAGUAUGUAUCGGGUGACGGAGAAAAAUCAGUUGGAGUUUGAACCGAUCCAUUCAAUGGAGUGCAAUCAAGGCUUGAAGCUGUACUGCGAGGAAUAUCGUUGUGGUCGCGAGAGUAUCCAGCCGACGUUGGAGCAGCGCAUCGCAGGCGGUGUAACCUCGGACCCGAACCAGUGGCCCAGUUUAGCAUUAGCCUUCAGCAAUAAUGCUGCCAUUAAGUGUACAGUCAGCAUAGUUUCUCCCCGAUGGGCAAUGGCCAGCUACACGUGCAUCAUGGGCAAGACAGAGUUCGUCAACAAUCGGAACUUGGGUGAUAUGAGCUGGAAACUCUUUGCCGGAAGUGCUCAGUUUAAUGCCUCGCUAGAAGAUGAUGCGUUCCGUACGGCGGACGCUUUGUAUCAGAUUGUGGACGUGAAGCGUGUUGUGCCAUAUCCACAGUCAAAGUACAAACAGUUCAUGUACACCGGUGAUGUCGCACUGCUGGAAUUGGCCACCCCACUCAAGCUAAACGAAAUGGUGGGUAGCGUGUGUUUGGCAGAAGGGGCCAACAUUGAUUCGGAGCAGCUCUGUCUAACCGCCGGCUGGGGUUCGGAUCUCGAGAAUACCGCCACAACGGAACAAUACCUAAAAUAUCUGCCCGUACCGACGAUGCCUACGGAACGCUGCAAUUCUUCGAUGCACUACAACCAUGCCCUCCCGGAGAAUGCCAUCUGUGCUGGGUAUCUAAACAGCAACAAAACUACAUGCUACAAUGAUGAGGGAGCUCCACUGAUGUGCUACCUGGACGGUUCGGGCCAGUGGCAGCUGGAGGGCAUCCUUAGCUACCACGGCAACUGUGGCAAACGACCACAUCCGGCCAUCUACAAUUCGAUUACCUCAAACAUUUCCACCUGGAUUCGGAACACCGUUGGGAAUGAUCUAAUGUUCGAAAGGGUUACCUCCUCGGUGACGGUUGGUGCAGAGGUAGCGUCAUCCACUACCGACACCACCAUUGCCAGCAACGCUUCCUCAACGCCCUUCGCAGCUACCACAGCGACAGCAACGUCCGGACCAAGCGAAGACAGAACCAGCACCAGUAGUAGCACGACAUUCGCUUCCAAUGAACGGUAA